This is a messenger RNA of Bombyx mori (domestic silkworm), 1762 nucleotides long. RefSeq lists its product as uncharacterized. The transcript has 12 exons. The record is from RefSeq and is a predicted model, not a curated record. Bases 346 to 1593 code for a protein of 415 amino acids. Lineage: Eukaryota; Metazoa; Arthropoda; Insecta; Lepidoptera; Bombycidae.
AUCCGAUCCAGGUUGUUGGAUUCCCUGGAUCCACUGUCGGUGCUUUUAGGUUCUUUAAGCACCGGACACAAGCCUCUGAGUUUCUCGUUGGAUCUUCUCAGUGGGUCGCGACUCCAACCCGGUGGUAGAUUCUGCGAAGCACUGCUCUUGCUAAGUACUGAAAAGGAGCAAGAAAGUAAUUCAGUUAAUGACUGGUAUAAGAGAGAAUACACCAAUCAAGUUGGGGAACCUCCGAAACACGAUGCGGAGGAGCGCUUAGAGAAGGCUAUUAUUGGAUUAAAAUGGCAGUCUAAGUGCAUUGCUUUUGAUCGACUGUUUUAUGCUCCACCGAUCCAGCGCGAACUAAUGCUAGAGCAAGUAAAUUGGGAUGACACUCCCCUAGCUCUAGCCUGCACGUGUCCAGCAACGAUAUGCACAUGCUCGUGUAGGAAAAACUAUUUGUUGCCAGCUCAAAAAAUACCUAGACGACUGUGUCCGUAUUGGUUCGGUGUUAAGCGAUUUUUAUGGUUGUUCCAUUGUGCGAAGUAUCCAAAACCGGCUGGUACGCUAAUUCCGAAACUAGUUGCUGUUGUCAACAAAGAAUCUGCGUUUUACAGAAGUCCUAAAGGACGUAUCAUACUAACACAGAAAGGUCCAGAGUUUUGCAUGUCCGGUUGUUUACAAUAUUUAGUAUCGAGUUCGCAAGCGAAUGCAUUAUUGGCUGCUGAAAUCGCGAAAAUUCAAGAGAUCGACGUUGAAGGACUUCAGGAGAGCGGUGGUACGAAGUUUGACGUACCAGAUGAGAUGGACACCGAAGGAUAUUGUGAUGGGUUCACGUGUACUGUUUCAACGCAAACUGACAACGAUGAAGAAUCCGACGAAUUAUUAAUGGGAGAUUACACUCACGUCCUGUACGCGUCAGUGGAGAAUACCUUCAUGAGUGACAUGGACGGGAAGAAACUGCAGAUAUCAUUUUACAAUGAAGAGCCUCCAGAUCCUUGUGCUUUUAGUCUUAGCAGAGUUUUCCAUGUCGAUGAAAUGAAACAACACCUUCACAAAAUGAAAGAAUUGUAUUCGUCAAUCUCCGUGAUGAUAGAUAAAUACAGCGCAAAGCACACGUCUAAAGUCGACUUAGAAGGGAGCGAAUGCUGUCAUGACUAUACAUCGUGUAGCCGUAAAAGAUCCGGUCAACGAAUAGAAAAAACCAACAAAAAACCUAAUGAAGACCUUGAAGUAACAACGUGGCAGAAACUACAAAAAGCCAAAAGCUCAAUCAGGAAGUAUUUAAAAUAUAUAGAUUUGUCAGACGCUUGUGAUAAACAAAGCUCUAAAACUGAAAAUAGAAGAUGCAUUCCUAAGCCGGAUAUGUCAAGAAAAACGGAUGAUACUAACAAUGAAAUAAAAAUGAUGUCUCCAACGACGAAUUCCAAAGAAUCUGUAGAAUUACUUAAUGAUGACAUUAUAAAUACUCCUGAAGCAUCUGAUUUCGAAUCAGGAAAGAUAAAAUCUAGAAGAUUUUCCGUUAAAAAAUCGUCAGACAAAUUGAAAUACAAAGUGUCGUUCAAGGAUGAACAGUCUAAUCAUGAAAUUGAUUGUAGUCCUUGUAAAAAUUAGAAAACAUUUUAUAAAACCAAUUUGGAUCCAAUAGAUCAAAACGAUAAUAAUAUUUCAGUUAGUGACAAUGAAUCAUACUAGUCUGCGUCAAGAAAUUUUUAUUUUAUUUAAAUGUAGCAAAUGUAAAAUUGAAGAUUUAAAUAUUUUAAAUAAAUGUUUGUGUUGUGUA